AUGGAUAUUGAUUUGGUGAAAGAAAUUGAAUAUGAGUUUUCAUGCAAAGGUUACUAUUCGCCGGUUGUCGACCGAUCCGGUGAGGGCAUCGAGGGAUGUAGUAAAAUAUUGAUGCAAAGAUUUGGACCUCAAUUAUUCUACAUAGCGAAGAUUGUGCUCUUUUCAAGAUUGGCACAGAUGGUCGGUGUCUUGGCACAUACAUUUAUCUUCAAUUGUAUCACGAUACACGAUAUACAACAAUACAUCUACGGAGUGGACGAUUCGGUCAGAAGUAGCGAACGCAACUUGCGUGCGGUGGAUCGUGGCACCACCACUUUCCGUCGAAUCAACACUU
Messenger RNA from Acaulospora morrowiae, 334 nucleotides. The record is from the annotation of a GenBank genome assembly. NCBI's taxonomy places the organism in Eukaryota, Fungi, Glomeromycota, Glomeromycetes, Diversisporales, Acaulosporaceae.